Molecule: messenger RNA, 4426 nt
Organism: Nyctereutes procyonoides (raccoon dog)
Lineage: Eukaryota; Metazoa; Chordata; Mammalia; Carnivora; Canidae
Gene: GIPC2
Product: GIPC PDZ domain containing family member 2
Exons: 5
Molecular function (GO): protein binding
Source: RefSeq, a predicted model, not a curated record
UUACAGAUCUUAUAUUGCACUUUAAACACACCUAAAGUUAAUAUGGAAAAACUCUUAGGAUCACAUCUAGGCCUUGAAGAUUUCAUAUUUGCCCAUGUGAAAGGGAUCCAAAAAGAAGUGGAAGUAUAUAAAUCUGAGGAUUCACUUGGUCUCACUAUUACAGAUAAUGGUACUGGCUAUGCUUUUAUAAAGAGAAUUAAAGAUGGCAGCCUAAUUGACUCCAUUAAAACAAUCUGUGUGGGGGAUCAUAUUGAAUCCAUAAACGGAGAAAAUAUCGUUGGGUGGCGUCACUAUGAUAUUGCAAAAAAAUUAAAGGAAUUAAAAAAAGAUGAAUCCUUUACCUUGAAGUUAAUAGAACCCAAGAAGGCAUUUGAAAUAGGACCAAGGUCAAAGCCUGGAAAGUCAUCAACAGAAAAAAUUGGAACCGAAAGAGGGACACUUCGCCUGAGAUCAAAGGGUCCUGCCACCGUGGAAGAAAUGCCCUCUGAAAUAAAAACAAAAGCAAUUGAAAAGAUUGAUAAUCUUCUUGAAUUGUACAUGGGAAUCCAAGAUACUGAUUUAGCUACCACGAUGUUUGAGGCUGGAAAGGACAAGGUUAAUCCAGAUGAAUUUGCUGUGGCACUUGACGAAACUCUUGGAGACUUUGCAUUCCCCGACGAAUUUGUCUUUGAUGUUUGGGGAGCCAUCAGCGAUGCGAAACGAGAAUGAUUAUGACGUGGAUGAUCCAUCUCUGGAGAAAUGAACCGUUCUUCCUUUUUUAAAAAAAAUCCAUAAGAUUUGUUUUUAGACACUGUUACAGAUUGGUUUGGUAUUAUGUGUAUGGAAUACAUUCUUUGAAAUAUAAUUUUGGCUUCUGGGUCCCUUUUAAAUGCAGUUGCAGAUGUGGUAUGCUUGAGAUAAAUCACCUAAAUUAUGACCAAUUUUAAUACUCAUUUAAGGAUCUUUUUAAAGUAAGUUUUAGGGAAUAUUUCUAGAGAGAGAAGUUUUGCUCCUCACUAACACCCAUAUUUUCCUUUCCACAUAUAAGUAGCUGAUUGCAAUAGCUCUGUAGCUCAUUUUCAAAAUCUCAAUGCAGUGAAACUGGGAUUAGAGUAUGAUUUCCCUCCUCACAUCUUCAUUUUGUUAUACCAGCCUGAUAUGUUCAGGAAAUGAAGUUUGAAUUAUGCCUACUAUGGGUCUAGAAAGCAUUGUUUUUUCAAUCCACUAAGUAAGGAGAAGAGGAUUCCUAUAGCCUCUUGACAUCUAUGGCCUACUUUCUUUAAUCAUAGAACAAGGAUUCAUUGACUUUUAUUUUUUGCAUCUUUGUAAAUACUUCUAAAAAACUUGUUAAAAUCUAUUGUACUGUGUAUGUGUUUACUUGUGUGGAAGAAGGGUGGAAAGGUAGAUAGAGUAGAAACCUCUUAUAUUUGAUUUUUUUAAAGCAGUUCUUAGACAAUUAUUUCUCUUUUCACUGAUACCACUUUUAUGUUACCCUUUAUAAGCCCUCCAGGGAAGGUUUUUAUAGUCUUUGUAGAAAUUUUCUUUUGAAAGAUAUUUACUCAGAAAAUAACUAUGUUUGAGAACAUUUUUUUGGGGGGUGAAAGAGCAACGCUUUUAAGCCCCCUAAACUUUAGAGGAGAUACAAUCAGAAAUCGAUUUCCCUCAGUGGAAAUAAAGGACGAUGGGAGGAAUUGAGAAAAUAUGUUAGUUUAUUAUUUUAGAGUUCUAACAUACUUUCUCUAAAACCUUACAUUAUUGAGAAAAUUGAGGGCAAAUGACUGUCUUAUCUCUCUUUUUUUUUGACAUUUUAUGGAUGUAAGAGAAUGGAAAUGAAUGGUUUCAACAUAGAUCAUUUAAUAAGGCAGAGGAUGGUGUGACCAAGCAUUCUUCUAAAAUGUUAGAUGGAAAAUGCUGUGUGCUGCCAUGGUAAUCAGAAAUAAUAACCCGAGAGGGUUGUAUUCCAGGAAAUCAGAAGUAAUUCCCUUUUCAUGCUGAGUUAAUGCUUAGAUAACUGUUGUUUUCUGGUGCAACUUUACUUUUACUGACAUCACUCUUCUUUCACAUUAAGUUUAAUGCUUUGAAGCAGAUACUCUGUCUCAUUAAUCUGAGACCUGUACAGAAGCCCUGUUUUAGUCACUAAUGCGUAACUAGAGGAGUUUAUGGAACAUGGAUUGUAUUAACGGACUUGCCCAUCAUUUGAAAAUAGGACCUAGUUCAGGCUGUAAUUUGUUGUUACUUUUCUCAUGGAUUUCUUUUGGAGCUCUCCAAAUAUCUUUUUAAUUUUUUUUUUUAGUUUUUAAAAAAAUUCAAAAAUUUUAUUUUAAGAUAUCUAGUAAUUCUCAACAACACUUCUCUUAGAAGGACACACAAAGAAAGAGUUGAUAUUUUUAAAGAUGGGAAAGUCGAGGUCCAUAGGAGCACUUUAACUUAAACAAAAUUUCUUGGUACUAGAUGUUAGAUUUGAAAUGAUGAGUCACUGCUUAUUGUUGAUGGAUGUCUGUUUGUCCUUCCUUUUUGGACAUGCAGGGAGAUUGACACCGAUUCCCUGUGAUUUAUGGAAUCUCAUAUUCACAAAGUGAGUUGUGCUCACUGUGAUUUUUCUAGAAUUUUGAUGUGCAAGGUACCAAUGUCCAUGUAUAGCGGUGACUCGUUUGUUGAGUUAAUUGGUAGUUAUCAUCAUUUUAACUGGGCACAGGUACUUUAAUACAAUAGGUGUUUCCUUGAAAUGUCUUUAUCUCUCACUUCUAUUGCUAAGCUGUUGACAAGGAUAGUUUCUUUAUGUCAUCUUCUUCCCUAACCUGAAUGUAUAUUUGUGUGUGAACUUUGUACGUUUUGGUAACUCUCAGUGCACAAAAAGAUCAGAGUCUCAUUUUAGUGGUCACUGUCUACAGUGUGGGCUGCCCUUCUCCUACUGUGCUAAGACCAGUCUUUUUUCCUUUCAUUUAAAUGAAAUAGCGAUGCUAUUUCAUCGCUACCACUAAACUUUUCCAGAACACUUCUGUUGUUUUCUUUUGUUUAGUUUUCUCCUCCAGUGGAAGAUUAUUUUAUUCUUGAUUUUCUUCAUGCAAAACUGCAUCUCUCAGGAGCCACUAAGAUCACGCUGUAUUUUCUUUGUGGCAGUGGAUGCAGGUGGUGACCGAGUGUUGGGCUUGCUGGGGCCUUGAACACAGCUUGCUCCUGAUCAUGUACACAUUCUGAUGAUUACAAAUAGGUACAUUUUGGGUUUCUGUGAUGUUUCAAAAAAAAAAAGAAUUAUAUAAUUGUAAGAUGUGAAUCUCUUUUAAAAAGAAUUCCGUUAUAAAAGCAAUAAACAGUUAACCUCUAAUUGGGGCUGCUAUAUCCUAUAUUGUAAUGUGAACAGAUAAUGAGAGAUAAUUUUGCCAAAUGAUUAAUUUGCUGUAUUUCCCCCCAUAACUUUAAUAAAUAGAGAUUUUCCAAGUAAAGCACACCUUCUUUAGGUCUAUGUUAUUGCUAGACCUUCAUCAAGUCUAGAGAGAACCUUUCUGGUGUCCUUCAGUUAUCAUUGCCUAUCUGGCAUAGUAGCAAAAUGAAUUUCAUCUGCAAAUACAGUUUUCAAAAUAAUGGUUCUUCUCAAUAAGGCACAGUUAUCUGCCAAAGGUGUAAAAGAUCGAUCAUAUAAUGACCCUUUUCACCCUCUGAUAAAUCUAAAAAUAUAUGGAUAACAAUAACAUUGUUAUUAUUCUGGUGGAGGUGAUGAGUUAGAAGGACAGUCUUGUAUUUUCCUCAGGCUAUGAGUGAAUAAAGAGAUAAGAGGUGCUGUUCAGCUUUCAGCCCCAAGAAUUAGUGUUCUGUGUAAAACGUACAUUUAUUAUCUUCUUGACACAGAUUGAAAGGGACAUCAGAGUAAUUACAGGUCCUUAUACUAUCAUAUCAUGGUUAUAAAAUGUUUCUAAGAUUGUGAAGUGUACAAAUGGCACAGCCUGUCCCUAGUUAUUACCUGGAAACCCAGUUCUAAGAAAUGACUCAUGGCUAAUAUCUGCUGAGAGGGUAAAAAAUUGACAUGUUUUAUUUCAAUUUGAGACAUUAAGACUCUGUAAAACUUAAGUAUAGCCAUAGAUAUUUUUAAAUCAAUGACAAAGAGAAAUUAAAAAAGUUUUCUGAUAGUUUUAAAUAAACACUUUGUAUUGUGAACUGUUUGUGCUAUGCAAUGGUAUUGACUAUAUGCAGAUAAAAUAUUCUGUGUUUUUUGGGGAAAAAAACUUUUGUCUUUUGUAAAUCAGCAUAUACUUUAAAAUGUUUUUUGAGAUUGAAUUUUGGAAAUUUAUUAAUUUGUGAAAUUAUAACUUAUAUUUUAUUUAAAAUUUAUGUACUGUAUUUCUACUUAUAGAUGUACAAAUGUUUAUGUAUUGAUUAAAGAGUGAAUUAUUUUAAAGGUAUAAUUUAUAAUAUUUAAAAUAUCGCUUCUAAAAAUAAACUUUUCAUGAAA